AUGGAUACGGGUACUUGGGAUUUCCGGCACGGCGGUUGCGACGACGCCGCAGACCGGCAGCUGUCGAGACUUAGUCAAGACUUCUUGGCGAACCAUCCCGAGCUGGAGCUUGGCGGUGUCAAGGGCUUCGCUGUUGAGCGCCGGCAUCACAUGGAGGUCUUUGCUCUCCAUAGGCUUCCCGAGAGCAGGGUCAACCCCAUUGCCGACGUUGAGUUCACGGCCAUCCGCGGGCCGCAUGGCACCAUCCCCAUCCGUAUCCUCUACCCGUCUUCGGGGGAGCCCUGGAGGAAUAGCGGAAACGCAGGGGCGCUUGUUUACUUCCACGGCGGCGGAUACUCCACAGGGAGUGUGGACGAGUUCGAGAACGGCUUGAGACUUGUUGCCGAGCAGUCGGGGUGCCAGGUGUAUGCGGUCGACUACCGCCUGGCACCCGAAUUUCGCUACCCCAUCCAGCUGGACGAGUACUCGGCCGUGAUCGACUGGCUCCAGACCGAGGGCGGUCGGACCAGGGGCGUGCACCCCAGACGCAUUGCUGGGGGCGGUGACUCUGCCGGAGGGAACAUGACGGCCGCGGUAUGCCUGCGCCGGCUGGACCGGGGCGAAGAGCCGCUUGCUGCCCAGGUGCUCCUGUACCCCGAAGCUCGCCUUCCUUUCGACACCCCAGCGGCGGAAGAGAACAACUCUGGGUACUACCUGCAGUGCAACGGCAUCUUUGGCUUCGCCGACAAUUACCUGCCGCGUCCCAAUGGCCCCUCACCACUGGACCGAUAUGUCUCGCCUGGGAUGCAGCCUGCAGACCGGCUUGCUGGUCAGCCUCGUGCUGUCAUCUUCACCAAUGGGUUCGAUCCGCUGCGAGACGUCGGUAUCGAGUACGCGAGAAAGCUCAAGCUUGCGGGUGUCAAGGUUCGGUGGCACCACUACGACGACCUCACACACGGGUGGUUACAGAUGACAGCCUGGUCCAACGCGGCGCGGAGUGCCACUCUAGAGGUCGGUGAGGAAGUGCGGAGGCUGUUGUAUGGCGGAGGGGAAUAA
Thermothielavioides terrestris NRRL 8126 is the source of this 1035-nucleotide messenger RNA. RefSeq lists its product as uncharacterized. The record is from RefSeq and is a predicted model, not a curated record. Gene Ontology annotation, molecular function: hydrolase activity. The transcript has 3 exons. NCBI's taxonomy places the organism in Eukaryota, Fungi, Ascomycota, Sordariomycetes, Sordariales, Chaetomiaceae. Bases 1 to 1035 code for a protein of 344 amino acids.